UCUUUGUAACAGAGGUGUGGCCUAAAUUGUGCAGGUGGUUGGAGCGGGAGAUGGAGCUCCCCGAGCGGGUUGAGUCUAGAGCAGAGGUGGUAACAUUGAUAAAAUGUCCAGAGCGGGGUUUACGGAGGGAUUAGCGACCUGGCAUAGACAAGUUGAGAUCAGGUCAAAAGAACGAGCAACUGGACAGAGCGACACUAUGAGCAGCGUCGGUGCAACAGAUUACAGAUUAAGUGCGGGGGAUGGCAGAUACCCCAGGGGUACACAGCGCCCCGCAGAAGUGCAGAAACUCCUGGGCGAGUUCCAGGACCUGUACCAGGAUCGGCUUCGACGACUCGACCAAUCGGGUGACGGUAGAGAGGAAACACUGAAGCUAAAGAUUGGGGUGCUGCAGUCAUAUGUGCGAGACCUGAGUGAACAGAACCAGGUUCUGAUCCAAACCCUGGAAGAGCUGGAGACGGGAUCUGAGCAGAGAGUUAACAGCCUGGAGAGAGAGCUGGAGGAGUAUGCCUGCAGACUGAAGGAGAAUGACCAGGAGAACCGAACCUUGCGGAGCACACAGGAGAGUCUGGAACAGGACAUCUAUGAUCUUCAGACAAGACUGAACUUGACCGAAAAGAAAACCAGUGCUCGCCCGUCCUUGGCUCUGUGCCCGAUGCCUACGGAACACCUUACGGGAACCACGGCAACAAUCCACGGCACCCCACCCGCCGGGUGUCGGACAGAUCCACUUGAAGACCCGCAUGCCCAGCUUUACACCAGAGACCAACUGCUUCAGCAGCUUCGAGAGGCCUGCCUCUCACAAGAAGAGGCCCGGGCUGAGGUUCAGGAUCGUGAGUCAAAGAUCCAGGAGCUUCAGGACACCAUCACAGAGCUGCACCAGGAGAUCUCGCUCAAAGACUCAGACAAACUGAGCCUUCUGCAGGAGCAGCACAAGCUGGAGAGCAGAGUCAAUGAGCUGGGUCAAGAGGUAUGGCAUUUGAAGGAAACCAUUAGCCAUCUGAGGAGAGAGCUGCUGGAGUUUGGAAGUGCAACCUGCAGCGGUGCCCUGGGCCAGAGUGUGAGUGAUGGUCAGGCAUUCAGUGUCCAGGAACUCCAGGGUUCUUCUUCCAGAGGGACAGAGCUUCUGAAAAGUGAGAUGGCACGCCGGGACGCUGCCAUCCAGAACCUUCGGAAAGAUGUGCUUCUGUCUCACCAGGCCCGGGAUACCUUGUCUGCUGAGCUGGAUGUCCAAGAGCAAAGUAUCUCUCGGCUUCAGACAGAGCUACAGGAGAGCCAGGCUGAACUCCAGCACAGACAGGGCCGGAUCCAGCAGCUAAACCGGGACCUACAGACAACAGAUCAGCAGUGCGAGGAGCUGCGCAGCCAGUUGACAGAGGUGAAAGAUCAGCUUGCUCGUGGGGAAGGGGAGAAUGAGGCUCUGCGGAAGUGCAAGCUGGAGCUGACUGCUGAGGUUGAGAGGCUGUCUGCAAGAGUGUGCUCUCUGAACCAGGAGGUGGGUGAGAGAGGAGGAGUGCUGACUGGGCAGGCUGACCAGCGGUGCCAGGAGUUAGAGAGCCAACUCUCGGAGACUCGUGUCCAGCUGAGGCAGUGCCAAGACACAGUGCGGGCCCUACGGGACCGAGCCCAGGACAACAGCCAGAGGGCGGAAGAAGGCCAGGCCUUGCUGCAAGCGGAGCUAGACAGCCUGAGAAUCAAACUGAGUGCCGCCACCAAGGAGGCCUCAGAGAAGAACUCCCAGCUCCAACAGCUACAGAGUGUCUAUGAAGAGCUGCAGGGGCAAGCAAGCCAGAGAGAGCGAGAGGUGACUGUGCUGAAGAGCCAGUUGGACCAGCAGCAUGAGGAGUUGCACAGCGCCACCCUCAGGUGUGUGCAGCAUGAGCAAGAAGUGAUAGAGCUGCGGGAGGAGAGAUGGAGACUGGAACAGCUGUGUGGAGAGCUGGAGGGGGAGGCUGAGCAACUGCAGGCACAGCUGGAAAGAGAGAGCCAGGCUCUGGAGAGAGAGAAAGAGGAGCUACAGAGGGAGUUAAAGCAGAGAGGAGAAGUGAUUGAGAAGCUGACGAAGGAACAGAAGAGCCUGCAGGACAAAGUUAAAGCUUCCGAACACAAGUUGGAGUUAAGUGCUGGGAAGGUGACGCUACUGCAGAGGCAGCUGGACUCAGCGGGCCGGGCCCGAGAGGAGGAGAGCAGCGAGCGGAACUGGGAGCUGUGGGAGUGGAAGGAGCGACAAAGGGAGGCCGACCAGAAGUUAGUCCUCCGAGACGAGGCGCUGGGAGAGCUGCGGGCUGAGCUAGCAGAGACCCAGCGCGCUCGGGACACUGCAGAGAGGGGAGCACGGCUUCAGGAGGACACAGCCAGGAGUCUUGGGGCUGAGAGCAAGAGCCUGAAGGACAAACUGGGAGAGCUACAGGCCAAGCUGUCUCAGAGAGAGGAGAGUCUGACUGCCUCAGGUCUGGAGGCAAGCUCACUGAGAGGGAGGCUGCAAACUCAGCUUCAUGAGACAGAGGCUCUCCGGAAUCAACUGCACAGCUCCCAGGAUGCAUUGCAGCACGUCACCAAGGAGCUGAGAGAGGCAGACGAGCAGAUUUCUCAGAGAGAGGAGAAGAUAGAUGAAAUACAGAGUGAUCUGACUCAGCUUCAGCAGCAGUAUUCCACCUGCUACAACCAGCUGGUGCAGGAGGAGCAGAGCACUGCCAGAGUGAAGGCAGAGCUGUGUGAAGCAGGAGAGGAGCAAGACAGGCUGUCAGAGCGGAUAUCACAACUCACUGCAGAGAAACAGAGGCUGCAUGCUGAACUGGAGGUGCUCACUGAGAAACACAGGGCUACACAGCAGCAGGUUGGCAGCAGGGACCAGACAGUCUUGAAACUCACAACGGAACUGAAAACAGUCGAGGAGAAGUUGAGAGCAUCACAAGAUGAGCUAGGAGUGCAGGUUUCGGAGGUGCAGAGUCUGACGGGGAAGGUGAGAGCAUUGCAGAGCGAUCUCAGGAGCCUACAGGAUAUCCUGAGUGACAGAGAGGCAGCCAUGAGUGAGAAGGAGCAGAACGUAACCCACCUUCAACAAGAGAGGCAACUCCUGAUUCAGCAGACUGAGUGCCAGGAGGGGGCGCUGUCUCAGCUGUACAGUGAGCUGCGGUGCUGCCAGUCUCAGCGGGAGGAGGAGGUCCAGCAGCUGGAAGCGGAGGUGUCUCGUCUGCAGGCCGAGCUGGACUUGUGUAGUCAGGAGCAGCAAGACACAAUGACCCGACUGCAGCAGUACCGGGCCACUGUGGAGAUGCUCAGCUCUGACCUGGAGGUGGCCCAUCGGCUGCAGCAGGAGGUGCGGGAGGAGGUGGCGCAGUGUGAGUCCCGCUUGCGUGCUCAGGAUUUGGAGGUGGUGCGGCUGCGUGGGAGCCUGCAGGAGGUGGAGUCUCGGUAUGCAAAGGCUGAGGCGCACGGUCAAUCCCUCUCAGACUCCUUGGAUGUUUACAAGCAGAAGUACCAGGCGUGUCUGAGCAAGGUGUCCUCACUGGAGAGUGGGCUGCAGAGCAGGGAGGAUGAGCUGAGGGAGGCCAGCACACAGGUGUCAGAGCGCGACAAUGAGAUCCUGCGGCUACGUGCCGAGGCCCUGGUCUUGCGGAGGGAUAUGGAGUCGCGCUGUGCCCAGCUGGAGAGUGGUGAUGAGGCCAUCGAGACACUGAGCCAGGAGCUGAGAGAGACGCAGAGUGAGCUGGAGAGCAGCCGGAAACACGCAAGAGAGUGCGAGGAAGUGAUCUCUACACUGAGAGAAAGGACUGCGGCGCUGCAAGCACGGGCAGAGGAGCAGGAGGAAGCCGCAGUGAAGAUCCAGGCUGAUUUCUCAGUGUACCGUGCAACACACGCACGCUCUGACUCAGAGUACGACACACAGCUUACACACAUCGAGCAGCUCAAACAGGAGCUGUCCUGCGCGCUGGAGCAGUGCAGUGAGCGUGCUCAGCAGGUGUCUGAUUACCAGGGACUGGUCCAGGAGCUGAAGGAAGAGGUCAGCAGGGUCUCUGAGCAGAGGACCAGCAGCAUGAGAGAGGUGCUCAGGCUGGAGGAGGUUGUGAGGCAGCUGCAGGGAGAGGUGGGAGGCGAGGCUCAGAGGAGGCAGGGGGAGGUGGGGGCACUGGAGCAUCAAGUCUCGAGACUAGAAGAUGACCUCAGGGAGGCACAAAGACUGUGUGCUCAGAAAGAGCAGGCCAUCCAGAAGAGACACGCCCUCUUGAGGAAGUCUGAGACGAACUUGCUGGAGGCUCGUGAGGCAAUCCGAGAGAAGGCAGUGGAGGCUGAGAGGCUGCGUGCCGCUGUCGCCUCCCUGGAGUCAGAUGUGCAGAGGCUGCAGCGUGAGACCCGGAAGAAAGAGAAUGGGAGCGCCGCCCUUCAGGCUGAACUGCAUCGGGUCAAAGAAGAGCUAAAGGAGGCCCACGCGCAGUACCGGGAGACAGCCCAGGAGCUGGCCCGACAGGAGGAGAAGGUGGUCCUGGCGGAGGGUGGCCAGCAGAGAGCGCAGGAGCAGUUGGGGGAGCGCGUGGCAGAGGUGGUGCGUCUGGAGCAGGGGGAGCGGAGACUGCAGUCCGAGCUGCGCGGGCUCCGGGAGCGAGUCGCCAGUGCAGACCAGGAGAUUGAAGGAUCCAGGAAUCUCAUUGAGAAGCUCAAGGCCGAGGUCACUCAGAGCAAGCAGAGCCACCAGAGUGCACUGCAGGAGGGGCUGAGGCACCAGCAGGGGGCGCAGCGGCACGAGAUGGAGCUUGGCAGCAGGAAGGAGCAGAUCAGGACCUUGCAGCUCCAGCUACAGGAGCAGGCAGAGAUGAGCCGUCAUCUUCGGGCAGAGUUGAGCCAGGAGCAGGCUCAGCAACAGGACCAGCAGAAGCGCCUGGAGAGCGGGCGAGCGCGAGUGAACGGGCUGGAGAAAGAGAACGAGGAGCUCCGAGCCAGGCUGCACUCCACAGAGCAGCUGCUAAAGGAUAAGGAAAAGCAGAUCUCCAGUCUACAGAACAGUGUUUCUGAGCUCCACAGCGCCUCCCAGCACCUGCGAGAGGAACAUGCUGCUUGCCAGUCACAGCUACAACUUUCCAAGAGAGACCUGGAGGAGGCACAGAGUCAGAGCAAGACGCACUGUGAAGAGGUUAGCAGGUUCGAGGAGUCAGUGUCAAGGCUGCAGGCAGAGCUGGAGACAGCCCAGGAGAGGGCGAGGUACGGGGCUCGAGAGCUGGCCUCGGCAGAACAGGGAGUCAGAGAGCUGAGGCUGGAGCUGACCUCUGCGCAGGGGGCUCACAAGGAGAGCAUGGAGCAGCUGAGCGAGCGGAGCCGGGAGGCAGCAAGCCUUCGCAACGAGCUUGUCCGUUCUCAGCAGCGCAGUGCUCAGCUCGGGCAGGAGAACGCUGCAUACGAGGAGCGAAUGAGGCGUCUCAAUGGGGAGCUGAAGAGACUGCAGAGCCUGAGCCAACACACACAUGAUGAGGCCCGAGCGUACGAGAACAGGCUGUCGGAGCUCAGUGCCCAGCUAGCACUCAUGCAGAGGAGGGGACAGGAGCAUCUGGCAGCGCUGGAGUCGAGAGACGAGGAGACAGUGAUUCUCAAAGUGGAGCUGGCGUCCCUCAGGGAGAAAUACCACACCUCAGUCCAGGAGGGAGAUGUUUUACACUCAGAGCUGAACAUGUUAAAGCAGAAGUACAUGGCUACUGCUAAUGAGGUGGAGGUGCUGCGGUGCUCUCUGGGUGCAGCACGCUCGGACAGCUCCCGUCUUCAUCAGGAGAGCGAGCUGGUCGUGUCUAAUGUCAACCAGUGGGUAAAGGAGCAGAAGCAAGCCAAUGAGAAACUGGGGACAAAGAUAAAGGAGCAAAGCAAACAGAUAGUCCACCUGACCGCUGAAAAGGACCACCUAUCGGAGAUGAUUGACAAUCUGCAGAGAGAGAACAAGAAGCUCAAGACAGAGCUGGAUGAGCGGAGGCUCGAGAUCGAAAGGGCUCGAGCUCUCCACGCAAGCCAAUCAGAACACCUUGCUGUCAUGACUCGACUACGCAGCCAGCUGCAUGACCCGGAACCUCUACACUCUGCAAGUCCAGCCCUGAACAACAGCGGGAACAUAAAGAAGAAGAGGUAUCUUAGUGCCAACCUAAAUUGCAGUUAGACAAUCCAAGAGGGGCCGUUGAGAACUGGACAUCCCAGGCUUCGGUCCAGCCUUGGCCAAAUCGGUCACAAGACUCCACUACACAAAGGACCUGUUAAGCACUGAGACCCUCAGACCUCACAGUCACCCUCCAGAACUUUAAAACCUGCAAUGAGAUAUACUGGCUGCGUGCAGAACCUCACAUCUCGCCUGCAGAAUACGAAGCAAUACUGGACAGAGAGGGUCAAAGACCUCAACAAAAUACCACCCGAUGCAGGAUCCCAGUGGGGACACAAAACUCCCGUCUUGCAUGCUAAUGCCUUGAGGAGUACUGAGUGCUAAGGAUUCUUACUACAAUGACUCCAUUGCACUGGCACAGGGAAGAAUUAGAUGACUGUUGCUUUUGCACCUUAAGUCUAGUUGUAUUUUGAAAUCUCUUGACUUCUCUAGGAGUGCUAUAUAAACUUUUUGUACUCCAUAAAGUGGUGGUCUAACUGUGCAGAAAACAGAUUUUUAAAUGUUCAUCCCUUGUAGGCUGCUACAUAAUCUUUCAAAUUAACAUUGUGUUCUAAGCAUCCUACUAAACGAUACAAGCUGUUAUUGCAAUUAAAAACAAACCUAUUCAUGUUACAAGAGAACAUAUUUUUUUACUUUAACCUAUACUCCAGUAAAAGCCACAGCUAGAUUUUGUUACAGCAUUUUACUCACCAGGAAAUCAACCUGGAUUAUAUUUACUGUACCAUGGAUAACCACGAAUAGGUGGAUUGUGCAAUCCCAGGUGAAUACCCAGUGCUGUAAGAAAAAGAAGAAAAGAAAUCCAGCUGCGAUUGAUCCUGGUCAAAUCAACCCUGAAGGCACACAUCUUGUAUCCUUAAAUUAACCUUCUGGAUUGUUUGUUACUUGCAGUUUGCACAAAAGUCAGACCCAAAAUCCCUUUAGAAAAAGGAUCAAAGUGACAGGAAAUACUCGUUUCAAUACUGUAAAGCACCUAGAGCAAAACCAUCAUAAUAUAGAAUUGUAGAUUUCUGGUCAAUUUUAAUAGGAUUAUGGCUUGAAAAUAUAUCGAAAUUAGCAGAGGCAGGUUACAACACGACCAUUUACCUCUCAUCAUUUAAUACAGUUGCUUGGUUUUGGACAAACAACAGUAAAAUCAAUUGGCAAAGCCUCAGGCAUCUCACCUUUCACACCCAGUAGUUUUGUACAGGUUCGCUAUGCCAUGCAUUAGUUUGUGAUGGUUUUAAAAGGGACAACCCUGAUGCAGGGGGAGACACUGGAAGUAUUAGAAUUAGACACCUCCCGUGGUAAAGGGAUGUUAGCAAAAAGAUAGCAUAAUGGACUCCACCUGGACUGUAUCAACAUGUUUAUGUUGAGAUUACCCCUAAAAUAGUAGUUGGUUCAUCCAGUCCUGUAAAAUACUGCAAUAAAUCCAGAACGGCUUCCUGGCAGUAUUUGAAUUGAUCAAAUCAACCCUGAAAUGUAACGUGUAAGGAAAUCAAUCCCUUUUUUAUACAGAGUGAUCCACUGGUGCUAAAUGUAUUUAUUUAAUGUUUGUUUUUAAUUAAUUGUAAUAUUAGUGUUUGUUUUUUGUACAAUCAUGACAGUUUCUUUUUUGAUACAUUGUGCCUUGUCAAAUAUAAUUGAUGCCCUUCAAUGUAAAGAAAUGACCUUUUGUCUAUCAGAUGCAUGUUAGCUAUGUUGUGCAUUGAAUGUAUUUUUUUUAUUGGUAGGUGCUUAUGCAAUACUUGUGAUUAACUGGCACUGGAUUCGAUAUUGAAUAAGUGCACUACCUUCCUGAUUUGAGUGCUAAUGCUUGAGAUUUUCUACAAAGUAUAAAUCUAUUUUUGUGUGACCAUAAAACAAAAAAAAUUAUAAUAAUUUUGACUGUUACCCUAAGCUCUCUUGUAUGUAUUGAAUUUGCAGUUCUUCAUGCUGUAUUUAAUUUGCUGGCUCUCAGAUCCUGAGUACAGAGUUGUCUACACUGUAUUGACAUUGCUCUCUUUAAUGUUUCUAGUAAAACGUACAUAAAUUCCUAUGUGUUGUUGCGUUUGACAGACAGAUUUCAAUUCAAAUGGGACUAAUCCUGCUACUCUGUUAUUAUUAGUACAGUUACCCAGAUCAUUUGGUCCCAUGCUUGUAAUGAAAGGAGCAGGAGUUUCAAUAUCUUUGUUUCAUAGGGGAGGUAACGUUUUUGAACCUGUGAGAGCUGAUGAUACUGUGUGAGUGUGUUCAUGCACUGCCUGCCUGUCUGCCUAUGAGGGUUAAUCCAGGUUUUAUUGGCGGAAGCUGCAAUUCCUUUCUGGCUCCACCAGAUCAAUAGGCAACAUUCUCCACAAUACUCAAGUCAAUACCCUACACUUUAGGUGUCUGAGGGAACUAAAGAACUCCAAUAAUUGUUAUUAAUGAUUCGGAUUUCUACAACCACAAUUCUGCUGUAGCUGACGUAUCGCUUAGACAAAAUACAAUAACAAAUAGACUGAAGCAAAAAUGAAUUUGAGAAAAACGGUAAAAAAAUAAGUAUAUGCUUUCUCCAAUAAGAUAACACAUCAGUCAAGAUAUUCUGUGAGGCCCUGUCAAAGCACUGCAUUACCUGUUAUCACACACACAGCCUAAUGUUGAUAUUCACAGGAACCAUUACUAGAUGCAAAAGAAAAACAAAUUCAUCCAUUGGCUUACCUGGACAUACACGCAACCCUUAAGACAGAAAAGAUAUCUUCAGAUUCUUAAAUAAAAUUUACUGAAGUUUGCUCAGAACUGGAUAAGUGGGACAUACAGUCCAUAAGCAUGGACCUUCCACUACUCUCUAUCGCCUUGAGCAGAAUGACUCCCUCUUCCCCCAUACCUGCUACUAGUAACUUUAAAUGGGCUUUUCCAAACAAUUCUGUGCAUCUCUUGGUUAAAUUGCUAAACUUAUAAAAAUACAUAUGCAAAUUCUGAGGUUACGAAGAUACAUCAGAUUAAAUGGCAUUGUAAUUAAAAGAAAAACUGAUCACUAACAACAGAUUGUUUAAUCGGGACUCCUAUUUAAAUCAACAUUUUAUUAAUAACAUAUCUUAUUGGAUGAACACAUGCUAAAUAGCACUUUCCCAUAACUACUAAAAAAAUCUACCAAGAACAAAACAAAUUAGUGCAAAUAAAUAAAUAAAUAAAUAAUGAAUGGAGCUGCACCGCCUACAUUCACGCUGAAUAAGAGUGACGGAUGAAGAAGGGAUGGCCGCUGUUAUAAUUGGGUCCCAGAAGACGGUUCAGCAUUAUUGAUAGCAGAGGAAAAAGAAACCCUUUAUACUGGGCUAAAUAAAGUCACCCAUCGCUUUGUGUGUGAUUACUGGAUUACAGUUAAUUAAGACAGGAGCUGAUGCUCCUGUUCACUUCAUCAAUCUCACUUCUUCUCUAAUUAAGUUUGAAAUGACAGUUGUUCCUGAGCCUCCUGUAGCAGAGAGAUGGAAGGAGGACCUCCUUUAAUUAUAUUUUAUUAGCCCCAUAGAGGUUUUUAAACCACCACUUUUGCUCUGUGUGUAGCCGUAUCACAUAUGGCUCUUUUCCACCGUUCCCUGUGCGUUAAAGUGAUAAGUUUAGGUUUGUUUACAGGAAGCUAUAUGUGAAACACUUAAAUCAGUUGAAU
Messenger RNA from Acipenser ruthenus (sterlet), 9728 nucleotides. Its product is annotated as myosin-11. The transcript is spliced from 44 exons. Gene Ontology annotation, biological process: spermatogenesis. The record is from RefSeq and is a predicted model, not a curated record. The coding region runs from base 104 to 6130 and encodes 2008 amino acids. Lineage: Eukaryota; Metazoa; Chordata; Actinopteri; Acipenseriformes; Acipenseridae.